AUGGAUGUAUUCGGCCCAAUGGACUGCUUCAACAUCCUCUCGCAGAGCUACAAUGUGACCUUGGCACUUUUAUCCUCGACUCUAGAGCCAGUGACAACAAAACCACCGACAUGCGCCAACGCCAUAGGUCAAAGCGUGGUCCCAACCCACACCUUCUUAGACGCACCUUCUCUAGAUCUGCUUCUCAUUCCAGAUGGCCUGGGCACGCGCGGCUCAAGCCCAGCAAUCGUAGACGCGAUCUCUUACAUCCGAGAUGUAUAUCCCCAAUUGAAAUAUCUCGUUACCGUGUGUACUGGCUCGGGGCUUGCGGCGCGAGCUGGUGUUCUAGUUGGGAAACGAGCCACAACGAAUAAGAUGGCCUGGGCUGAGGUUACGACCUUGGCGGUGGAUGUUCAUUGGGUUCAUCGUGCGAGAUGGGUCGUUGAUGGUAAUGUGUGGUCUCCCUCGGGGAUUAGUGCUGGCAUUGAUCUUAUUCUUGCCUGGAUUGAAGAGAUGUAUGGGAGCGAGGUGGCGAGGCAUAGCUCGAAUACCAUCGAAUAUACUCGACAUGAGGACCCUAGUCACGAUCCGUUCGCCGAACUGUCUGGCAUUUGA
Penicillium griseofulvum is the source of this 594-nucleotide messenger RNA. RefSeq names its product DJ-1/PfpI family protein. The record is from RefSeq and is a predicted model, not a curated record. The transcript has a single exon. Bases 1 to 594 code for a protein of 197 amino acids. Lineage: Eukaryota; Fungi; Ascomycota; Eurotiomycetes; Eurotiales; Aspergillaceae.